AGGACAUCAUUGAACCCCCUUGUUCUGCAUGGUCGACAUUUUGGCCGUACUGUGUUUGCAAUGUGCAACUAUCCUGCCCUUCUGACCGCAGGUAUACUCCGACUCGAAGAACUACGAGACUCUUCGAUCGAAGAUUAUCCUGCAGAUGUUCGCUGGGAACACAGGGUAUUCGUGGAAUUAAUAGAUUCCUACCCUGGUCUUUUAGAUCGUCUGACGAAUGACGAAGAAGAGGACAUCAUUCACGUGGGAGAACUGAUGGGUAAAGGAGCGUCUGGUGCGCGAGGCGACGACACCAAGACUCUUAAAUCUGCCAUCCUCGAAUGGCUUGUUCCUAGAGGACAGCCACUUAUUCCGCUUCUCGCCCGAAAUAUUAAAUCUGACCGUGGCUUCAAUCAUGAAGCAACUGGCGUGUUGCUCUGCCCGGCAGGCCUUGACUGGUCGAAUGCAGAAACCAAGCAGAGCCUCAAAAGCGGUGAAACUGCAGUUCGUGGUGAUCAGUGGCCGAUGUUUCUUUAUGCUGGGUAUGUCUAUGAUCCUGAAGAUCCUUGGACUGGC
This is a messenger RNA of Suillus plorans, 555 nucleotides long. RefSeq lists its product as uncharacterized. The annotation marks the transcript as partial. The transcript is spliced from 4 exons. The record is from RefSeq and is a predicted model, not a curated record. Lineage: Eukaryota; Fungi; Basidiomycota; Agaricomycetes; Boletales; Suillaceae.